CUAACUUCACUAUGAAAAGAAACGCGACUGUCAGAAUCAUACGGAGAAAAGUUGUAGGAGAAAAAAAAUACUCGUAAUGUAGUGAAAAUGGAUAUAAAAGAAGAAAAGGAAGAUCCUGAAUACUGUUAUAAGUCUGAAAAUCAGUUUAUUGAGAGCAUUAUUGUGAAGGAAGAAUAUGAAAUUCAAGAAAAGACACCGGUUUAUCAUCAAAAGAAAUCUGAUGAUGAUAUUAAGAAAAAGCUGCACAAAUGUCCAAUUUGCGCGAAGGAAUUCAGUUGCCUACGACAGCACAUGAACACGCAUUCUGAUGAGAGAAAUUUCGAGUGUGCAUAUUGUUCCUCAAGAUUCAAGACCAAGAAGUAUCUUCGCACGCACAUAACAAUUCACAUUGAAAAGCCACGACCAUGUCUAAUCUGCAAAAAGAUGGUGAAGGAUUCGAAGAGGUGCAGAAUACACAUGUGGCAGAAGCAUAAAGACAGUAGGAAGGAGUUCUUUUGCGGAAUUUGCGCAAUUAUGUUCACGAAUCAGUUUCAUUAUGAUCAACAUGUGGCGAAGCACGACAGUCAAUGCAAAAUAUGCAAUCGCACCUUUACGAAAAAGGCUCAAUAUUUGAAGCACAUGGCGAUAAUGCACAGCUCUGAGAAACCCUUUUCAUGUGAUAUUUGUCAGAAGUCUUUUAAAGUCAAGCAGUGGCUGAGAACACACCAAAAGAUUCAUUUAUCCCCAAAUGAUACGCCUGUGAAGUGUCCUUAUUGCAGCAAAUCAUUUAGAACUUCAAUUCGAUUGCACUCUCACAAAAGCUAUGCUCAUAGAGGUCUUCCUCUCACGAUAACCGAUCCUCCCUUCAGCUGCAGUGUCUGCAAGGAAGACUUCGCACUCCUGGAUGACCUGAAGAAACACGUUCCAAUCCACAAGCCAAGAAGAAUAGUAAAGCCUGCAACCUGCGCAAUUUGCAAAAAGACCUUCUGUGGAACAUUCAAUCUCAAGAUACACGUUGGAAGAUUUCAUAAAGAAUCGGAUCUUCCAAAGAAUUUUAGAAAGAACCGUUUCGAAUGUUCUACGUGCACAAAGAAAUUUCAAUGUUCAGCGAGUUUAGAGAAACACUCAAUUUCUUGCGCAAAGAUUUCAAUCAAGCUACGCAAAUCACGCAAAUAACAAAUUGUACAAAAAUGUUCUUAUGAGCGAAAAAGACACAAUGCAAUAAAAAUUUGUUU
This is a messenger RNA of Phlebotomus argentipes, 1214 nucleotides long. RefSeq names its product zinc finger protein 425-like. The transcript has 3 exons. Gene Ontology annotation, molecular function: RNA polymerase II cis-regulatory region sequence-specific DNA binding; DNA-binding transcription factor activity, RNA polymerase II-specific. NCBI's taxonomy places the organism in Eukaryota, Metazoa, Arthropoda, Insecta, Diptera, Psychodidae. Gene Ontology annotation, biological process: regulation of transcription by RNA polymerase II. Gene Ontology annotation, cellular component: nucleus. Bases 88 to 1155 code for a protein of 355 amino acids. The record is from RefSeq and is a predicted model, not a curated record.